Colletotrichum higginsianum IMI 349063 is the source of this 1116-nucleotide messenger RNA. Its product is annotated as NLP5 protein. Bases 1 to 1116 code for a protein of 371 amino acids. NCBI's taxonomy places the organism in Eukaryota, Fungi, Ascomycota, Sordariomycetes, Glomerellales, Glomerellaceae. The transcript is spliced from 2 exons. The record is from RefSeq and is a predicted model, not a curated record.
AUGUUGCGCCAAUCGCUGUUUUCGCUCCUUUCCCUCGGCCUGGCCACCCUCGCAUCCGGCGGUGUCCUCGCCCCGCGUGGUGAAGACGUCGCGGUCGACAACAAGUGGAAGAACCACGAUGACGUGGCUCGCUUCCAGCAAGCGCCGUCGUCGGACAAACUGCGCGGCGAACUCCAAUUACUGUUCAAGCCUUACCUGAACGUUCCGGGCGGUUGUUUCCCUUACGCUGCCGUCGAUAAAGAUGGGUACCAUGGGUGGUCCAACAGCUCUGGACUUCGUCCGACGGGCGAUAAAAGCGGCGACUGUCGUCACUGGGAUAGAGGUCAAGUCUACUCCAGGGUGGGAUUCUUGAACGGCAACACCGAAGGCAAUAACGGCCGCACCGCCGUGCUCUACUCUUGGUAUCUGCCCAAGGUACAAGAAAAACCCGAAACACACAGGCACUACUACCUGACUGUCGUCGUCUGGCUCCACACGAACAAGUGCGGCGCCGAAGCCGGCGAAUAUGAAAUCGCCGGCGUCAGCUACUCCAAUGGCCGCGAUUCCUUCGACACGGCCUCGAACCGGCAGACCAAAUACACCAGCUCGGAAGGCGGCAUUGGCGCCGUCAACACUCACCCCCUCGUCGGCUACAACGGCGGGGUCAACGUGUUUCCCUGGGACGACGAAUCCAAGUGGCCCAUCACGCCCCCGCUGGUCAGUUGGGACAUGCUGCCGAGGGCCGCUCUGGACCAGUUCAACGGCAUCCAAUACGAACACGCCCGCUGCCCCUUUUCGGACGCCAACUUCCAAGCGACCAUCGACGCUGCGUACAACGAGGCCAUGUAUGCCGAUCUGGGACCCGGGCCGGCCGGUGAUUGCGGACCGAAUCCUCUGGACCCUGGAGUGGCCCCUGAGCCGGCGCCUUUGCCGGAGCCGGAGCCUGAGCCCACCGAUCCCACCGACCCCACCGAUCCGCCCACCGAUCCCACCGAUCCCACUGAUCCUACUGAUCCGGGCUCUGAUCCCACCGAUCCCACUGAUCCUACCGACCCCACUGAUCCUUCAGAGCCGGAGCCAUUUGAGGAUAACCCGGAGCUGCCGGAGAAUUCUGAAUUCCCAGUCCGAAUGGCAUAA